UAAAAUCAACUCUAGAGAGACACAAAGCUAACCAAGCUGUAAAACAACAAAUGAAAGCACAAGAGAAAAAAUCUGAUAAAGGGAAACUUUCUGCUAAGCCAGAUAAGAUACCAUUUAGAGAGGAUGACACUGUUUUAUUAGUAGGAGAAGGUAACUUCUCAUUCACAUUAUCACUCGUCGUUGAUCAUCAAUUUGAACCUGGUCAAUUAACUAGUACUGCGAUUGACACUGAAGAGGAGGCUUAUGCAAAAUAUGACGAUUGUCGUGAAAUCGUAGAUACACUUAAAUCUAAAGGAGUUAGAGUAUUGUUUCAAGUUGAUGCAACACGUUUAGAUAAAUGCAAGGAGUUAAAUGGAAUGAAGUUUAAUAAAAUAUACUUUGGAUUCCCUCAUUUAGGUCUUGGUAUAAAGGAUCAAGACAGGAAUGUGUUGGUCAAUCAAGCCUUAAUCCUAAGAUUUUUCGCAUCUGCUCAGAAAUUCCUGACGUCAGGUAGAAAAGGAGUUGUAGUAAUCACCCUCAAGCAGACUAAGCCAUAUAAUCUAUGGAAUCUAGCUGGGUUAGCGAAGAAUCCACCAAUAGAAUUGCCAGAUACGCCAACUAAUAAAGAUAAAGGCAAAUCAGUUAAAUAUAAGAUAUUAAAGAGUACAUCUUUUAAUUUAGAUUUUUAUCCAAAAUACGCUCACAAAAAAACAAAAUCGUCAGAAAAAAAUAAAGUAAAUUAUCAAGAGAUACGCAGCUAUCACUUUAUUGUAAACGACGAAGAAGUAAUUUAAUCAUACUUUAUUAUAUAGAAAUACGCUAUCAUUAGCGAGAACAUGGAUGACUAUAUAAACAAGUUUAGACUUAAUCUAGUCAACCAUCAGCAACAACUACAACAGAAUUUUGAUUACGAUAGAAUUAGUCUUCUAAAUAC
Molecule: messenger RNA, 913 nt
Organism: Wallemia mellicola CBS 633.66
Lineage: Eukaryota; Fungi; Basidiomycota; Wallemiomycetes; Wallemiales; Wallemiaceae
Exons: 5
Coding region: 51-773 (240 amino acids)
Biological process (GO): rRNA base methylation
Cellular component (GO): cytoplasm
Molecular function (GO): rRNA (uridine-N3-)-methyltransferase activity
Source: RefSeq, a predicted model, not a curated record